GCCAUCAGUUAUCACGUGACAACACUGAGCCAGAACCAGGAAGAGGAUUGCCAAUAAGGAAAACAACAAAUAUCUGAAGUAGCUGUGUCAGCGCCGUAAUAAAUAACAAAAAGGAAAGGACCUACACGUUCAACCAUGGACGAGACACUCUUUCAAUUAAAGUUCACAGCAAAACAGUUGGAAAGACUAGCGAAGAAGGCAGAGAAGGACUCAAAGUCAGAACAAGCCAAGGUUAAGAAGGCCCUACAGCAGAAGAAUGUGGAGUGUGCCAGGGUGUAUGCCGAGAACGCCAUUCGCAAGAAAAAUGAGGGCGUCAACUGGCUGCGCAUGGCCUCAAGGGUGGACGCUGUGGCCUCCAAGGUCCAGACUGCAGUCACCAUGAAAGGAGUAACAAAGAACAUGACACAGGUGACCAAGGCCCUCGAUAAGGCUCUUGGCUCCAUGGAUUUACAGAAGGUGUCGGCCGUCAUGGACAAGUUUGAGACACAGGUGCAGAACCUGGACGUUCACACCUCGGUCAUGGAGGACUCAAUGAGCUCGGCCACCACACUGACCACACCACAGGAGCAGGUGGACGACCUAAUCGUGCAGAUCGCGGAGCAGAGCGGCCUGGAGGUGAUGGACCAGCUCAACCAGCUGCCAGCUGGUGCUAGUUCUCUGGGAGAGAGUUCACGUGCCCAGGAUAAGGAGGACCAGCUCUCACGCAGGUUGGCAGCCUUGCGGAACUGAGGCCCUCGCCUCGAUGGCUGUUUCGGAGAGCGUAGAGCAGCGGCGAGAAAGAGACAGCCUGGACAGUUUGGCUCUCUGCGAUUCUAUUGAACUGUUCCUGCUGUGUGGACCUGACAAGCCUGUAUUGAUUUUCACCCCCCUCAUCUAUUUAUAUACACAUUGGCACUCUGUGUGGCUGAAAAUACUACUGAGUGUGUGUGUCUCUUGUUCUUUCCCCCGCUCACGCACGCACGCACACACACUCACUUUCUCCCGUUUUACACUGUAAACAAUCUGUCUCCCCCGUGACUUUUUGUCCUCCCUUUCUAUUUCUGUCUCUUUUCCAUCACCUCGUUCCCCAUAUGUCCCUCUCUAUCCUCUGUUCUCUGCCCACCCCCGACCCCCUAGGCCCCCACAGAUGCUGGCUUCAGUUUGAGCCUCUGACAUCUGAGGUUCAGUAUCUGAUCACAUAAUCAAAAGAGUAGAGCUCAACAUACUCUGUUAGAGAUGUUUUGAAAAUGUACAAAGGAAAUGUUUUAAAAGUAUAAACACAAGUUACAGUAUUUAGGAAUGAGUGCUGCUUUCGGCCCGGCUAUGUCCGUGGGUGAUGGGUCUCCACUGUCCCCCUAGCAAUUUCAGUUUCACGGUCUUCUCCAGAGUCUUUAUAUGCCUGUGUUAUCCAGACUGAGAUAGGAGUAGGAUACUACUAGAUUUGAAUUGGAAAAUUGGACUGCAGCAGGUGAUGAUUCUGAUGCAGUUGUGAGAGCAGCCAACCGUAGAACAGUCAUGAUUCUUUUCAGACCUGAUUUGCUGUAGAUAUUAGCCAGACAAGGGACAUAUUUAUGGACAAACACUAAGACAUCUGGGAAUGGUUCCCUUCGACCACUUCUCCCUCACUCCUGUAUCACACCAUUUUGAAGUCAUGGGACUUAGUCACAGCAUAAACAUUCACCAUUUGCAUUGCAUGCAGUAUAAUACUGCUGCAAAAUAUAUCAUUUUUUGUCAGUUCUGGAAAACAGUUUUUGAAUUUGUAUAAAGCAUUGAAACAUCUUUUAUUUUUGUUGCUGGAUUGUUCAAUUUGAUUUUGUAAUGUCUUUUUCAGUGCUUCAUGUUUGUAUCAUUCUGAUGUGUCUGGUUGCUUUGGUGAUUUGUUUCUUGGUGGUGGUGUUGUUUAUUUCAUGAAGGCCUUACUGUCACACAGCUGCUUGCCUGGGUGCUCCUCCUCAGUGCCUCCGUCAGAAAACCCAUAGAGAGCUCAAGAGCUGUAACGACAAUAAGAAGCCCCCCACCCCCCAUCUCAUCCCAUCCACCAUCAUUACCAUUACUGGCUCCAUGUUGUCAUGGAAACAAGGAAGUCCCCUUUCCAGUCUCUCUCUCUCUCUCUCUCUCUCUCUCUCUCUCUCUCUCUCUCUCUUUAUUUCUGUGUCACUCUGUAGCCUUGUCACAAUCAGCCCUGGGUAAAUCUUUGCUUGGUUCCUUCCGCCAUGAUGACUAUUUUAAUUUAGGUUUGUUUUGUUUGGUAAGCCUCCUCCUCUCUCAUUUGACAUGCUGGGGCAGGGGCUUAUUUGUACUUUAACUUACAAAAAUUACUCAAACUGGGAGAGAUUUUUCUUUUGUACAUUUAACUUGUGGAAAUAAAAACAAAAUCCCUCUGGUA
Molecule: messenger RNA, 2365 nt
Organism: Clupea harengus (Atlantic herring)
Lineage: Eukaryota; Metazoa; Chordata; Actinopteri; Clupeiformes; Clupeidae
Gene: chmp1a
Product: charged multivesicular body protein 1A
Biological process (GO): vacuolar transport
Source: RefSeq, a predicted model, not a curated record